This is a messenger RNA of Loa loa (African eye worm), 285 nucleotides long. RefSeq lists its product as hypothetical. Lineage: Eukaryota; Metazoa; Nematoda; Chromadorea; Rhabditida; Onchocercidae. The annotation marks the transcript as partial. The transcript has 2 exons. The record is from RefSeq and is a predicted model, not a curated record.
AAGGAAUUGCUGUUCCUUAACAAUCAUCAUACAAUAGCAUUUCAUUUUACUGUGCUCAAUGGGAUUGAGCCAGAAGAUAACGAAGAGAUAUUCAGUAAUGUAUUCCCAGACAUUCCUCUAAGUACGUUACGUUUACGUGAUGAAUCAUCAAUGAUUGGAGUAAACAUUGAAAUGGAGCCUGAUUUCCAUGCGGGUUCCUUAUAUGCAAUUGUUGGUUUUCGAAAAUUCGAUAGAGGAAAUCCAACGACGGAAGAUCGAUAUCAGUCUCAUCAUCUGCUGUGGUAA